AUGAGUUUCAGAGGUGGUGCCAAGGGUGGUAACACUCGCGCCUUGCCGUUCGGUUUGGAUUUCCAAGACGUCAAGGAAAAUGCCAGCGACAAGUCAUGUUUACAACUUCCUAUCAACGGUCCGUUGAACAAGCUAGAAACAAACUCCGCGAGACAGUACAUCUCACUCCAGAAAGCGGUCCAGGAGGGCCCGUUCUAUACAGGCUCGCUUGCGAUUGCAAGCGGCGACCAGACGCUCGUGGACACAUCUGGGUUCCACAAAGACGACGGGAUCAAGAGAUACUCGGACAAGUACCGAACCAAGCGCAAGCUUGGGCGCUCCAUCGACGAGCACCCCUACGUGGUGGAGUUCUUCCCCGAAGAGUUGUACCAGGCCAUGGGGAUCAACAACAAGAAAAAGAAGAAGCUAUUGGCCAAGAGCAGCUAUAAAAUUGAUGGUGGCUUGAAGCUGUACACUGUCGAGGGUGACGUCAACAGCUUGGACAAGUUGAAGCAGAUGGGCGACAACUUGGUAGACGACGAGAACGACAAGGAAGAGGAUGAAGCCGAGGUCGAAGAAGACAUCGACGAUGAGUUCGAAGAGGAUGAUGAUGAUGAUUACAAUGCUGAGAGAUACUUUGACGAUGACAACGAGGUGGAUGACGAUGACGGUGGAGAUGAAGCCGCUUUCUAA
Babjeviella inositovora NRRL Y-12698 is the source of this 672-nucleotide messenger RNA. RefSeq names its product DNA-directed RNA polymerase III subunit (gene RPC31). The coding region runs from base 1 to 672 and encodes 223 amino acids. Gene Ontology annotation, biological process: transcription by RNA polymerase III. The transcript has 2 exons. The record is from RefSeq and is a predicted model, not a curated record. NCBI's taxonomy places the organism in Eukaryota, Fungi, Ascomycota, Pichiomycetes, Serinales. Gene Ontology annotation, cellular component: RNA polymerase III complex.